Molecule: messenger RNA, 4909 nt
Organism: Mercenaria mercenaria
Lineage: Eukaryota; Metazoa; Mollusca; Bivalvia; Venerida; Veneridae
Exons: 2
Coding region: 34-1395 (453 amino acids)
Source: RefSeq, a predicted model, not a curated record
UAUAUAAAGGGCUUGUCGACCGGAAAUCUUUGAAUGAUACGAGCUUAUAAAGUCGGUUACGCAUUCAAUCUGAAAAUGUCUUGCAUGAGUUUUCUAAGUCGUGCUGUUCGUUUUCUUUGUUGUGGCUUAGUGCCUUCUACACAGGAAGAGCUUGCGGACCUCAGCUCUGAGCCGAUGCCUGUCAUCGUGACUCGAAGUGAGAUCCAGGAUGAGGAUGAGGAGCCCACUCCUUCCCUGGCCACGGAGUGGAUGACAGAUGAUGAGCCAGUAGAGGUUGUGUCCUUGGUGCAGCCGGUGCCAAGUCGUGUGGGGAUGGUAUUUUCUUUUUCUGAUCCUACAGUUGAGACCUCUUCUCCAGUGGCUGUUGAGGUCCAGCUGCAGGAUGUUGGUCAGGCUGUGGUGGAGAAGACUUGCCCUGCUUUCCUGUCUGUGAGUGAGCCACAGCCCACGGAGUAUGUUCAGCCUAGAACCACAGACCAGCUCUUGAUGGUGCAAGAGCAGCCAGGUCCCGUGUUCGUUGCGGAGUUGCUCCCAACGCUGACCGUUAGUUUCCUUGGCCCAUAUAAGGAACUAGUUGGUGCGGACGAGGAUGGAAACGGGGACUCUGGCAGGUAUGGUGUAGGUGAGACAUUUUCUUCUUCUUAUCCUACGGUUGAGACCUCUUCUCCGGUGGCUGUUGAGGUCGAGUCGCAGGAUGUUGGUCAGGCUGUGGUGGAGGAGACAUGCCCUGUUUUCCUGUCUGUGAGUGAGCCACAGCCCAUAGAGAACGCUCUACCUAGAACCACAGACCAGCUCUUGAUGGUGCAAGAGCAGCCAGGUCCCGUGUUUGUUGCAGAGUUGCUCCCAACAUUGACUUUCAGCUUCCUUGGCCCAUAUAAGGAGCAAGUUGAUGUUAAGGAGCACGGACACAGGGACUCUGGCAGGUAUACAGGUAAAACUGACCUGGAGCAGGAUGAUGGUAAGAGUUGCGUUGGGUAUGAAGGUACAGCUACAGCAGAGGAUGACCAGGUUGUUUGGGAUCGAACCAAUGUCUCGGAGCUGGUUGAUGUAGGAGACGACGGCAGAUUGGACACUACGUACGUGAUAGAAUCGACAAGCGAGGACUCUGUGGAGGAGAGUCUGAACACCACGUACACAUUAGUGUCGUUGGAGGACAGAUUAGAUAGGACGUUCACUGUUGACACUUGGGAGUGUUUGAACAGAACGUUCAUUAAUGAUGAGUAUACUGUGUAUUUCUCAACAGAUGGUGAUGAACCUCCAGUGUUUCCACCAGUUGUUGAUCAGGUCUCUGACUUUGAUGAUUUGCUUAGGUGGUAUCUUAGGGAAUGGAAUGGUGAUGUGCUCAGAAUGUAUCCGUCAAGAACAAGACAAAAAAGGGUUAUGUUAAGAUACUGAUUUACUCUUCAAACUUGGUAUGCCAGAUAUGUAUACUCAGAUCAAAGGUGUCAUAACUUUUUAUUUGAUAUUUCAAGGUUAAUUAGGAACUCUAAUAUACAAAUAUGUUCUACUCUUCCUCCACAAACCUAGACAUGACUAUAUCUAGAUGACCAGGGUAGAAUCACUAACUUGCUAUAAGCCAACUGGAUAUCUUCCUCAUAUAUCUUUAAAGUUCAUCAUCAAAUAUCAUUAUUCUUCCAAUCACAUCCAUUCUCUAAUAUAUUUUACUUUUGAAUUGCUAUUACUGUUAGGAAUAAUCAUCAGAAAUUAAGUACAUUUGUUUCUAUCAUUAAAUUUUUGAAUUUCCAGUAUUAUUUAAAGUUUUGGGGUUUUUGUUGGGUUGAUUCGAUGCCUUUUCCUUUGUUAUUAUCUAUUAAUUGGAUGUAUGCCCCCCACAUGCAUUGUUUAAUAGAUAAUUUCUGACUGUGAGUCACCCUUCAUUAAUCCAUUCUAUUAUUUUUGAACUGCUAGAGCAUUAGGACUAAGUUUCAGAAAUUAAGUACAUUCAUGUUUAUCUUUAAAUUUUUGGUAUGUUUGAAUUAAUUUUUAUAGGCAAGACUCAGAAAUUAAUAAGUACGUUUGUUUCUAUCAUUAAAUUUUUGAAUUUCCAGUAUUAUUUAAAUUUUUUUGUUUUUUUGUUGGGUUGAUUCGAUGCCUUUUCCUUUGUUAUUAUCUAUUAAUUGGAUGUAUGCCCCCACAUGCAUUGUUUAAUAGAUAAUUUUUGACUGUGAGUCACCCUUCAUUAAUCCAUUUUUUAUUUUUGAACUGCUAGAGCAUUAGGACUAAGUUUCAGAAAUUAAUUAAGUACAUUCAUGUUUAUCUUUAAAUUUUUGGUAUGUUUGAAUUAAUAAUUUUUAUAGGCAAGACUCAGAAAUUAGUAAGUACAUUUGUUUCUAUCAUUAAAUUUUUGAAUUUCCAGUAUUAUUUUAAAUUUUUUGGGUUUUUUGUUGGGUUGAUUCGAUGCCUUUUCCUUUGUUAUUAUCUAUUAAUUGGAUGUAUGCCCCCACAUGCAUUGUUUAAUAGAUAAUUUCUGACUGUGAGUCACCCUUCAUUAAUCCAUUCUAUUAUUUUUGAACUGCUAGAGCAUUAGGACUAAGUUUCAGAAAUUAAGUACAUUCAUGUUUAUCUUUAAAUUUUUGGUAUGUUUGAAUUAAUUUUUAUAGGCAAGACUCAGAAAUUAAUAAGAACAUUUGUUUCUAUCAUUAAAUUUUUGAAUUUCCAGUAUUUAAAUUUUUUGGGUUUUUGUUGGGUUGAUUCGAUGCCUUUUCCUUUGUUAUUAUCUAUAAAUUGGAUGUAUGCCCCCACAUGCAUUGUUUAAUAGAUAAUUUCUGACUGUGAGUCACCCUUCAUUAAUCCAUUCUAUUAUUUUUGAACUGCUAGAGCAUUAGGACUAAGUUUCAGAAAUUAAUUAAGUACAUUCAUGUUUAUCUUUAAAUUUUUGGUAUGUUUGAAUUAAUUUUUAUAGGCAAGACUCAGAAAUUAAUAAGAACAUUUGUUUCUAUCAUUAAAUUUUUGAAUUUCCAGUAUUUAAAUUUUUUGGGUUUUUGUUGGGUUGAUUCGAUGCCUUUUCCUUUGUUAUUAUCUAUUAAUUGGAUGUAUGCCCCCACAUGCAUUGUUUAAUAGAUAAUUUCUGACUGUGAGUCACCCUUCGUUAAUCCAUUCUAUUAUUUUUGAACUGCUAGAGCAUUAGGACUAAGUUUCAGAAAUUAAUUAAGUACAUUCAUGUUUAUCUUUAAAUUUUUGGUAUGUUUGAAUGAAUAAUUUUUAUAGGUAUAUCUAGCAAUAAGUAAGAAAAACCUGGGUCUACUAGGUAUAUACGUUCUGGACAUAAAAAUUGACAGGUCUCCUACAUUACACUGACUUUGGGCUACUAGACUGUAAUUUCCAAACCAAAAAAGAUAACUACAUGUAUUGUUGUUUAUGAAUAUAUAUGCAUAGGUUUCUUAAAUAUAUGUAAGUUUGUUUGAUUUCAGCAACAUUUUUAAUCCCCCGCCACUAAACUAUUUAAAGGAUAACAGUGUCGGGGGAUUAAGCUGUCUUUCAGACUGCCUUGUCCUGUGUAGCCAUGCAGAGAACCUACCAUGUGCUGGGAUCAAAUAUGUGACCGAAGCCAGGCAGAGAAACUACCGCUUUGGCUGGGAUGAAUCUACCAUUUGUGCUGGGAUGGAACCUGUGACCGUAGCCCAGCAGAGAACCUACCGCUUCGGCAGGGAUCGAAUCUACCACUUGUGCUGGGAUGGAACCUGUGGCCAUAGCCCGGCAGAGAACCUACCGCUUGGGCAGGGAUCGAAUCUACCACUUACGCUGGGAUCAAACCUGUGACCGUAGCCCGGCCGAGAGCCUACCGCUCCAGGGCAGGGAUCGAACCUACCACUUUUGCUGGGAUCGAACCUGUGACUGUAGCCCGGCAGAGAGCCUACCGCUUGGUCAGGGAACGAACCUACCAUCGCACCUGUGACCAUAGCCCAAAAGAGAGCCUACCACUUUGGCUGGGAUCGAACCUGUGACCGUAGCCCGGCAGAAAACCAGCCACUUGGGCUGGGAUCGAACCUACCACUUGCGCUGGGAUCGAACAAACCUACCAUUUGGGCAAGGAUCGAACCUACCACUUGCGCUGGGAUCAAACCUGUGACCGUAGCCCAGCAGAGAGCCUACCACUUUGGCAGGAAUCAAAACUACCACUUGUGCUGGGAUCAAACCUGUGACUAGCCUGACAGAGAGUCUGCCACUUCGGCAGGGAUCGAACCUACCACUUGCGCUGGGAUUGAACCUACCACAUUUUGCUGGGAUCGAACCUGUGACCGUAUCCUGGCAGAGAGCUUACCACUUGGCCUGAGAUCAAACCAAUGGGAUCGAACCUGUGACCGUAGCCCGGCAGAGAGCCUACCACUUGGGCUGGGAUCGAACCUACCGCUUUUCGCUGGGAUCGAACCUGUGACCGUAGCCCGGCAGAGAGCCUACCACUUGGCCUGGGAUCGAACCUACCACUUUCCGCUGGGAUCGAACCUGUGACCGUAGCCCGGCAGAGAGCCUACCACUUGGCCCGGGACCGAACCUACCACUUUCCACUGGGAUCGAACCUGUGACCGUAGCCCGGCAGAGAGCCUACCACUUGGCCCGGGACCGAACCUACCACUUUUCGCUGGGAUCGAACCUGUGACCGUAGCCCGGCAGAGAGCCUACCACUUGGCCUGGGACCGAACCUACCACUUUUCGCUGGGAUCGAACCUGUGACGGUAGCCCGGCAGAGAGCCUACCACUUGGCCUGGGACCGAACCUACCACUUUUCGCUGGGAUCGAACCUGUGACCGUAGCCCGGCAGAGAGGCCUACCACUUUGGCAGGGAUCGAACCUACCACUUUGCGCUGGGAUUGAACCUACCACAUUUUGCUGGGAUCGAACCUGUGACCGUAUCCUGGCAGAGAGCCUACCACUUGGCCUGAGAUCGAACUGAUGGGAUUGAACCUGUGAC